Messenger RNA from Fusarium musae, 930 nucleotides. RefSeq lists its product as uncharacterized. Lineage: Eukaryota; Fungi; Ascomycota; Sordariomycetes; Hypocreales; Nectriaceae. The record is from RefSeq and is a predicted model, not a curated record. Bases 1 to 930 code for a protein of 309 amino acids. The transcript has 2 exons. Gene Ontology annotation, molecular function: protein dimerization activity.
AUGCUAGCAGCAGCACGAGCAGAACUCGCGUCUGGUGAUUCAGGCGCCGGCCCAAAUGGUGCCUCCACAAAACCGCCCAAGAAGCGCGUCCGCAAUUUCACGGCAGAUGAUCGAGCUGCACAUCGCAUCUUUGAGAAGAAGCGGCGAGAGCUGUUUCGAGAGCGACUCAAUGACUUGGCGAAAGAACUGCCUGCGCUAGCUGGGAAGAACCCCGCCAGGCUGUCAAAGCACGACGUGAUUGAAGAGAGUAUAAAUCGUCAUCAGUUUGAGCGUGGCGCAUGCUUGGAUGUGAUACAAGCGUAUAGAGCUAUGGCCCGGGAGCGAGAUGAGUUGUUGGCUGAAGUGAAUACCUGGCGAGCUACGGCUGGGGGGCCUGAACGUCAUGCUGCCAGCACCCAGAUGGACCUUGAUGAGUUGGGAAAGCUGGAGGCCAAAGUUCGAGGUCAACAGGCAGAAGGCCCUCGCGCUGAAGUCCAGGAUUCUGCUCCAGUAGACGCAAGCUAUACUAUCAUCGACGAUCCGACUUCUCAGCCUUCUUUCUCUCCCCCUACCAAUUCUACUCAUCCAGGACCAGUACCCCACCCAGCCUUACUAGGCAGCGAACAAGGUAGUCUGAUUUCAAGCUCUUCAUUCGAGCCAGGUGGCUCGAUAUCUGACCCGAACGCCUUUCUGAACACGACCAUGGCAUUGAUGGAAACGCAACAUUUACCGAACCAAGCUAUGAUGAUGCCACUAAAGAAUAUGAGCGACCCCAGCGCCGAUGUGAUUACAGAACCACAAUUGGAGAACGGCAGGCCCAUCUCCAAUAUGCACGACUUCUUUGCGGACACUUCAGCCGAUCACAUAUCUCUCGCAGACUGGGGCACGGAUUUUCCUCUUUCAGCGAUGGACUUUGGGCCAGAUACGACACUUCAACAAUAUUGUUUCUAG